Messenger RNA from Camellia sinensis, 729 nucleotides. NCBI's taxonomy places the organism in Eukaryota, Viridiplantae, Streptophyta, Magnoliopsida, Ericales, Theaceae. The record is from RefSeq and is a predicted model, not a curated record.
AUUGCCGGCCUCCUUUCACAAUGGCCAUUGGAAGUACACGCUUUUUUAGUGAAGAUGUGACCCACUUUCCUGACAUAAAAGACCCUGAAAUUCUAUUUGUUUUUAAGGACUUAAUGGCUGCAAGUUGGGAUGAGCUUCCAGAUACACUCAUCAGUGAUGCAAAUAAGGCUUUGUCUAAAAAUACAGACGACAAGGCUGCCCAAGAAGCUGUGGCAAAUGUUUUCCGUGCAGCUGAGGCAGUUGAGGAGUUUAGUGGGAUGCUCGUGUCUUUGAGGAUGGCAAUUGAUGAUAGCACUGGAUUGGGUGGCGAGGAUGUAAAACCCUUGCCGGAGGAAUUUGUGAACGCAUUGCGUACAGUCUAUCAAAGAUAUACUGCAUAUUUGGAUGCUUUUGGGCCAGACGAGACCUAUUUGCGUAAGAAAGUUGAGACUGAGCUUGGAACGAAAAUGAUACACUUAAAGAUGAGGUGCAGUGGUAUUGGUUCUGAGUGGGGAAAGGUUACAGUUCUGGGGACUUCUGGACUUUCAGGUUCCUAUGUUGAGCACAGAGCUUAGUUUCUUGGAGAUGGUUAAAAACAUCAUGUGUUCAUGUUGUCUUUUCUCUUGGGGAACUUUAUUCAUGUUUGUUCCUCUUUCAGACAUUUUACUGGUGCUGUCAUUAAUCUUUAAAUAAAUCCAGUUUGAUCUCAUGUGUUCUGCUUCUUCUUUUCUUUAUUUAUUUUUUAAUGAA